This is a messenger RNA of Cuscuta campestris, 859 nucleotides long. Lineage: Eukaryota; Viridiplantae; Streptophyta; Magnoliopsida; Solanales; Convolvulaceae. The record is from the annotation of a GenBank genome assembly.
AAAACCACUGGGAAAAGAUUCAAAAAAAUUAUUUCUGAGUGCGAGAAUGUGUGCCCGGUCGGCUGAAUUUUUUUAAUGGUUUUAUACUGCGGUUUUAUUUUUAUGUGCUGUCUAAACUUCCCCAAUUUCGACCAUAAAAAAACCUUCUCAGUAAGUUCUAUCGAAUCCGCUAUAUUUUGGUGCGGAUUAAAGAAGCAGAGGCGUGUAUGUUUGAGAAGAAGGCAGACGAAGCACGGUGGGAAGCAGAAAGCAUCAGGAGGAUGGCUAUGGUUCAGACUUCAGAGUGGGAAGGUGUCAAGGUGGAAGAAGAGAACGCCAAGAAGAUGAGCGAUUUGUGCCCGCUGGAAACUAAGGAACGGAGGAGGGAUAAACUGGAGGAGCUUAAGACGCUGGAGAAAUCACACUGUGAUUACCACAAGAUGAAGAUCAGAAUGCAGAGUGAGAUUGCUGGCUUGUUCCCAUUCUAUUUCGCAGUUUACACAUUCCAGAGUUGAGUACCAUUUGUUUGAUGAAAUGCUCCAAUGAACUCAACGAAUGGAACAUUGAAUGGUGGGUGAGAGAAAUCAUUGAGUUCACAAGUGUUCUGCAUUCUAGUCCAAUCAUGCACAAACCAAAGCAGCAGGAUAUAACGUUCGUUGUGGGACUGCUAAUACCGUCAGCUCCUCCUGCACACUCCAAAGAACCAGAUCAAAGAUGUCAACUAUUUCGUAGAAAGGUUGAAGAGUUUCAAUUGGAGCAAGCUUUGAUUGAACGUUUAAGGAGUGCAUGAUAGCAUGAUUUUUCAUUUGUUCAGUUUAUGCUAAGGCUUUCAUUUGUAUUAUAGGAAUCUAGGUAGGCUAAACUUGCAACUAAUUGGGAU